Brienomyrus brachyistius is the source of this 2166-nucleotide messenger RNA. RefSeq lists its product as uncharacterized. Gene Ontology annotation, cellular component: synaptonemal complex. The transcript is spliced from 9 exons. The record is from RefSeq and is a predicted model, not a curated record. NCBI's taxonomy places the organism in Eukaryota, Metazoa, Chordata, Actinopteri, Osteoglossiformes, Mormyridae. The coding region runs from base 1004 to 1462 and encodes 152 amino acids. Gene Ontology annotation, biological process: synaptonemal complex assembly.
GCUAUAGCUGUAUAGGUUAUAUCACGAUACUCAUGAUAUUCACAUUGAAGACGAUAUGAAUGAUCAUAAAAACAAUACAUUUUAUCGAUAUGUUGCUCAGCCCUAGGGAAAUCCUUACACUGAGACUGCAAUUAUAAUGUCGGUUAACGUUUUUUAUUUACUUUGUAUAUUUUCUGGGUUCACUGCAAUUUGCGUAAUUUAUUGAGGACAGGUAGCAUUUGUUAGAAGAUUUCAUACAAAUAUUAUAACAGCUCAUCCUUUUCAGGUUUGUAAAUCAUAGGAAAGUAAAAUGAAACACAAUUCUAAUUAUCUAAAGAAAUAUGUAUUUUAUACUUUUGUUCCUUAUUCAAAGAAAUAUGGUUGAAUGGUUUAGUGCAGGAGUGUCAAACUGCAGUCCUGGAGGGCCGGAGCCCUACACAUUUUUGGGUUUCCAUUUAACACACCUGAUUCACCUCUUUGCGCUAAUUAUCACGUCGCUCUUGAGAUGAGUCGUUUGUGGUGGAACAGGGAAAGAACUAAACUACACAGGGCUCCGGCCCCCCAGGACUGGAGUUUGACACCUCUGGUUUAGUGUGAUGCCUUCUUAUUUAUUGUGCAAAAAAUCUAUUCAUAGGCCACGUAAAAUGUAUUAGUGUGGAAAUUCGAAAUGACAGUGAUAUGUAUAGUGAUGAUGCAAUUUGAGUUUUUGGUUUCAGUUAGGAAGCCAUUGUAUUAAGGGGGUAUGGAGCUGGAGCCUGCCUCAGGCACUGGGCAGAUGGCGGGGUUGUCAGUCCAUUGCAGUUUUCACUGGUUUACUCUCUUUAAAUUAUGUAGACAUGUCCACAGAAUAUGCCAGUGGAUCCUGAGAACCAUCUUAUCGCUUGAUCUUCUUUAAUAAUCCAUUCAUCCAUUUUCCAAACUGCUUAUCCUACUGGGUCGUGGGGGGUCCGAGCCUAUCCCGGAAGCAAUGGGCACGAGGCAUGGAACAACCCAGGAACAAACCCCAUGACGACAUGGGGAGAACAUGCAAACUCCACACACAUGUGACCCAGGCGGAGACUCGAACACGGGUCCCAGAGCCAUAGAGCCUAAAUUGGAGGAGCUGAAGGGAAAAAUCAGACACCUACAGCAAGUCAAAAGGACACUUGAAGAGGAUCUGAGGGAGGCCCAGUGUCUGAGGCAUGCGCUGCAAGAAGAACAAGAUGCUCUGUGCACAGCGGCUCACCAGCUGGAGAUGACAUACAAAGAGAAAGAAGAGUCUUGCAAGGUGCUGCAGUAUAAAUGUGAGGAGCUGGAAUUUGAUUUAAAGAGAGAGCAGCAGCUGAGCAGUGAGACUGAGGACCUUGUUCAGCAGUAUACCUUUCAAAUACAAGAGAUGAAGCUGAAACACAGGAAACUACGGAUGAAAUUUGAAGGUGAACUUCAGCAGCUGAUGGCCCAGCACAAGCACCUCUACUCAGUUUAUGUUUCAGGAAGCAUGUAGCCUCCCAGGCGGUUAUAGCUCUCUGGAGGUUCUAGCUCAGGUUAUUCAUGACUCGGUGCUUCAUGAACUGUCGAGAUGAGGAGUAGCUCUCGUACGUGCCCUCCGCAUAGCUGUGCCUCUUGAACGCAUUCAUUUCCAUCUGGCGGGAGGCCAUCAUUGGUCUGCCUUGGUCCAGGAAAGAUCGUUCCAUCCUGGAGAAUUUAUUGCUUGACAUCUGCAUCUGGCCUAAAUCUUUGGUUGCGUGGCGAAAGGGGUCUUCCAACCUGAAUGAACGAUCAACAUCCAUUCGUUCUCCAUAGGGGUAUCCAGACAGCUCCCCGUGAUGGGCUGUCUCCAAGUGCAGGUAUGGGACGCCUCUGGGGUUUCUUAGUGACUGGGUCCUUUUAAAAGCAAACUGGCUGCCAUAUUUGCCGACAUCCCCUGGAAAUGGAGCCAGGGCGUUUUCCAUGACCAGAGGCUUAGACUGAGCAAACAGAAUCCGAAACUCCUCAUCAAACGUGGUCACCAGAUCCCCGAGGAAAAGGUGAGCGAUGCAGCGGUGGAUCUUCUCAAACGACCACAUGAAGCUGUGAGAGGAGCAGAGAAGAAAGUGAAAUGCCUCGGUCGGUGAACAAGUGGAACACGUGAGCCGUAACAUUAAAAAUGUAUCUGAAACAUUUGUAUUGUUAACAGUGUAAAUAAUAAAUGCACAACAUAGCCAUUUA